GGAUGUUGCGGGUUUUCUCGGGAGAAAAUACUACUGGAACACAGCCAUACAACCCAGAAAACCCACAGCAUCCUACUGCCUAAAGGAUCAAUUCAUAAAAGCCAGAGGCACAAGAAAAGUUUAAAAUAGCCUAUGAGUUGUCUCAAAAAUCCCCUGAGAACACUUGUCAGGUUAGGCAAAGACCAUAAAACAGCUGAAUAGGUUAACCCCAAAGGUAAAGCCUAGUUGGAAAGAUCUUGUCUUUCAUAGAACUACCCUCCAAAGAAGAAAAAACAGCUGGUUGAAACUGGGCAACAUUUUUCUCCCCUUCAAGUAAUUCCAAUGUUGUUGUUGUCAACAGCAAUUACUUCAUUACUUGAUUUUGCUUUUGUUUGAAGGUCUUACCAGUCAUCUCUCUUUAUUCCAGAGGAUAAUAGUCUACAGGACAAGUCCAAGAAAGAACCACAACACCUCCUAUUUGAUGAAAAAGAGCAAAAAAGCAUGAAAAUGAAAUGGAAGAGGGAGAAUGAAUGUUGUGUUUCUCGGGGUGUUGAAUCCCAGAUACUUGAAACACCAGGAAAAAUUAACAUAAAUGAGAAACCAGAUAAGUGCUUCCAAUAUGAAACAAGCUUUGUUUUGAAGGGGGAGGUCCCUGAGCAUCUAUUCCACAAAGUGGAAGCACAUAAAUGCCUGGCACAUGGAAAGAGCUUUGCUAAAACUGGCAUCCUUGUUGCUCAUCAACAAAUCCACACUGGUGAAAAGCCAUAUAAAUGUUUGGAGUGUGGAAAGAGCUUUGCUCACAGUUCAACACUUAUGUAUCAUCAACAAAUCCAUACUGGGGAGAAACCAUAUAAAUGCUUGGAGUGUGGAAAGAGAUUUGUUCAGAAUUCAAAUCUCACUAUCCAUCAACGAAUCCACACUGGGGAGAAACCAUAUAAAUGCUUGGAGUGUGGAAUGAGUUUUUCCCACAGUUCAAGGCUUACUGUUCAUCAACAGAUACACACUGGGGAGAAACCACAUAAAUGCUUGGAGUGUGGAAAAAGCUUUGUUGUGAGUUCCCAUCUUACUAAACAUCAACUAAUCCACACUGCGGAAAAACCAUAUGAAUGCUUGGAGUGUGGAAUGAGCUUUAUUCAUAGUUCAGCACUUAAUAAUCAUGAACGAAUACACACUGCAAAGAAACCAUAUAAAUGUUUGGAGUGUGGAAGAAACUUUGUUCACAAUUCAAUUCUCACUAUCCAUCAACGAAUCCACACUGGAGAGAAACCAUAUAAAUGCUUGGAGUGUGGAAAGAGCUUUGCUCAGAAUUCAAAUCUCACUGUCCAUCAACGAAUCCACACUGGGGAGAAACCGCAUAAAUGCUUGGAGUGUGGAAUGAGUUUUUCCCAAAGUUCAAGGCUUACUGAUCAUCAACGGAUACACACUGGGGAGAAACCAUAUAAAUGUUUGGAGUGUGGAAAAAGCUUUGUUUACAAUUCAAAUCUCACUAUCCAUCAACGAAUCCACACUGGGGAGAAACCACAUAAAUGUUUGGAAUGUGCAAAGAGCUUUACUCGAAAGUCACAUCUUACUAGCCAUCAACGAAUCCACACUGGGGAGAAGCCAUAUACAUGCUUGGAGUGUGGAAUGAGUUUUACCCACAAGUCAACACUUACUUAUCAUCAACGAAUGCACACUGGGGAGAAACCAUAUAAAUGCUUAGAGUGUGGAAAGAGCUUUGCUUGGAAUUCAGAUCUUACUAGACAUCAACGAAGGCACAGGGGGGAGAAGCCAUAUAAAUGCUUAAAGUGUGGAAAGAGCUUUGCUCUCAGUUCACGCCUUACAGUCCAUCAAAGAAUCCACAGUGGGGAGAAACCAUAUAAAUGCUUGGAGUGUGCAAAGAGCUUUGCUCAGAGUUCAUAUCUUACUGCUCACCAACGAAUCCACACUGGGGAGAAACCAUAUAAAUGUUCGGAAUGUGCAAAGAGCUUUGCUCAAAAGGCACAUCUUAGUUACCAUCAACAAAUCCACACUGGGGCGAAACCAUUUAAAUGCCUAGAGUGUGGACAGAGCUUUGCUCGGAAUUCAUAUCUUACUAGCCAUCAACGACUGCACAGGGGGAGAGAAGCCAUAUAAAUGCUUGGAGUGUGUAAAGAGCUUUGCUCACAGUUCGGCACUUAUUGUCCAUCAACAAAUCCAUGGAGUAGAAAAGCCAUAUAAAUGCUAGGAGUGUGCAAAGAGCUUUGCUCAGAGUUCAUACCUUACUGUUCACCAGCGAAUCCACACUGGGGAGAAACCAUUUAAAUGCUUGGAAUGUGGAAAGAGCUUUGCUCAAAAGGCACAUCUUAAUUACCAUCAACAAAUCCACACUGGGGAGAAACCAUAUAAAUGCCUGGAAUCAUGAAAGAGCUUUGCUCAAAAGACAUAUCUUAAACUGCACCAAAGUAUUCACAGAGGAGAGAAAUCAUAAAUGCUAAACCAUGUGCUGCAUCAAAGAAUUCACAGAAGAGAAAAAAAUACAAAUAUUUCCAGGUUUGCAAGAUGUUAGACUCAAGCCCAACCUUUCCAAGUAUCAUCACUGAGAGUUUUUGUGCUAAAUCUGUCUUGUUGUCUACAUGUUUGAACUAGUCUUGGUUAAUCUAUGCUCAAUUCUCAGCUACAAUAUUUGGAAUACAGCUUACAGGCAAUUUGAGUCAUUUGUCCUAACCUUUGAAUACACGUUAAGGAGGGUGUCCCAGAUUGUUACAUUUAAUAGAUUAAUUUGUUGAGGACUAGGUUCACUGCCUUGCUUCCUUUCCUGGCCAUAUUUAGUGAUGGUAAUACUAUUGAAUGAGCAGUUCUGUCUCCUGCCAAAACAGGAGCGGCUAUAUUGAAUGAACUAAUGUCAACAAUGCUGAUAGGAAGGUUAGACUGAGGAUGAGUUAGUAGCCCAGGGUGAGCCAGCGAAUUUCAUUGGUAGAGUUGGGAUUUGAACCUGUAUCUCCUGAGCCUUGUCAGGCCUUCUGAUGACUGCACCACACUGACUCUGUUUACUCUGAUUUUUGGCACUCUAGCUCCCACUAUCAUGCUGAAGCUGGUGGUCAAUUUUGCAUAUAUCUGAAUGCUUGUAUAGAUCUAUGGUUCGGCUGCAUUUGAAAUACUGUGUGCAAUUCUGGUCACUGUACACAGAAAAGACAUGGCAGAGCUAGAAAAAGUACAAAACAGGGCAAUCAAGGUGCUUAGGGGCUUGUAGUACUUUUCUUGUGAGGAAAGGCUGAAAUGUUUCAGUGUAGAAGAGACAACUAAGGGGCCCCAUGAUACAGAUUUAUUAAAUUAUGCGCACGGUGGGCAUAGUUGCCAAAGAGACUUUUUUCUCCCUCUGCAAAGAUGCUAUUACUGGAGUGUAUCAAUGAAGCUGAUGGGGAACGAAAUCAGCAUAGACAAAAGAGAGAUGCUUCUUUGCACAGGAAGUGAUUAAAAUGUGGAAUUUUCUCUUGGGGGUGUUUGUGUAGUGAUGGCAAAAGGCAUAGACAGCUUUAAAAGGAGAUUAGAAGAAAAGAAGAAGAAGAAGAGUUUGGAUAUAUACCCUGCUUUUUCUCUCUAGUAAGGAGUGUGAAAGAAGCUUACACAUUUCUUUCCUUCGUAACAGAUGACUUGUUAGGUGGAGCUGACAGAGUUCUCAGAGAACUGUGACUAGCCCAAGGUCACCCAGCAGGCUGUAUGUGGAGGAGCAGGGAAACAAACUCUGGAAUCCAUCACUGUUAACCACGAUGCCAAGCUAGAGGAUAGGCCUUCCAGUGGCUACUAACCAUAGAAUCAUAGAGUUGGAAGAGACCCCAAGGGCCAUCUAGUCAACCCCUGCAAUGCAGGAACACCCAAUCAAAGCACUCCCAACAUAUGUGCAUCCAGCCUCAUUUUUCUAUUUAUUAGAAAAAAUAGGGUAGAAGAGAAAUAAUUGCAGGAUUUGAGUUUUAAAAGAAAACAGCAGAUUGAAUCAGAAUAUUGGUAAUUAUACAUAGUAUAGGUAUGUAGCUUUCAUUUCACAUUUUCACAAUUUGACAGCUACUUCCAGCCGCACACCCCUGAAUGAAAAAGCUAAUUAAAGGGUGUGAAUUAAAGGUGAAUUAAAGGUGAUUAAAAGGUAAUAAAAUGCUUUUGCAAUGUGA
Sphaerodactylus townsendi is the source of this 4103-nucleotide messenger RNA. RefSeq names its product zinc finger protein 420-like. The transcript is spliced from 2 exons. The record is from RefSeq and is a predicted model, not a curated record. Gene Ontology annotation, biological process: regulation of immune system process; negative regulation of transcription by RNA polymerase II; regulation of cytokine production. NCBI's taxonomy places the organism in Eukaryota, Metazoa, Chordata, Lepidosauria, Squamata, Sphaerodactylidae. Bases 481 to 2094 code for a protein of 537 amino acids. Gene Ontology annotation, molecular function: DNA-binding transcription factor activity, RNA polymerase II-specific; RNA polymerase II cis-regulatory region sequence-specific DNA binding.